Messenger RNA from Sphaeroforma arctica JP610, 173 nucleotides. RefSeq lists its product as hypothetical. The record is from RefSeq and is a predicted model, not a curated record. NCBI's taxonomy places the organism in Eukaryota, Ichthyosporea, Ichthyophonida. The transcript has a single exon. The annotation marks the transcript as partial.
GCCUGCCUCAGGGCAUCGUAGUGGAGGAACAUCGCCACUUGUAUCGCCCUCCCCCUCUCCCAAUCAAGUCGCCAGGCCCAAAUUAAAGGGCAAAGGUGCACCCCCGCCCCCGCCCAAGGGCAGCCACAAGCAGACGACCAGUGUGGGAUCUGAUGCGGAUAUACAUGCGGCAG